Tetrahymena thermophila SB210 is the source of this 2262-nucleotide messenger RNA. RefSeq names its product H-type lectin domain protein. The record is from RefSeq and is a predicted model, not a curated record. NCBI's taxonomy places the organism in Eukaryota, Ciliophora, Oligohymenophorea, Hymenostomatida, Tetrahymenidae. Gene Ontology annotation, molecular function: carbohydrate binding. Gene Ontology annotation, biological process: cell adhesion. The transcript has 2 exons.
AUGGAAUUCGCUCGUUUCUUGUCUGCUAUUUAUUGUGGUUAAGUUGACUAAACUGCUAUUUUAUCCAAUAGCUUUUCUUAAUAAUUCAAUAGCGUUCCAUAAAUAUUUAUUGGAAUUAUUUUCUUUGAUUUAGAUACAACCACUUUAAGAAAUACCUUCAAUUUUACAGUAAAAAAUGUUGAUUAAAAUCAAGUCUCUAUUCAAUUAAAUAAAUAUGGACUAACAUGCAUAUUUGGAAUCAAAAUAUAAUACUUUGCAACAGUAGAUCAAGAUGUUUAAAUAUAAAAUUAUAUUCUUACAUUUAAUUAGCUCACUGAUAUUUAAACAUAAAACAAUAAGUAAUAUUAAUUUACAAUUCCAUAGAAAUUAGCCUAUUAAAGAGGAGUUUAAUGUGCAAUAACAGGAUUUGACUCAAUUUACUAAAUUUCACCAAGUAGCGAUACUUCUUAUUCACAUCGAAACUUAUCUACUACAACAUAAGUUGAUUCAUCAAACAACUUUUACUAAAUUUAAAUACAAGCUCCAGAUUUAUCAGUAAAUCUUAAAAUAAUUUAUAUAAAUUGCAUAGAAUAUUAUGUCGGGUAAGCAGGAGAUUAUUCAAUGAUUCAUAACGUUUAAUAAGAAUAGACAACAUAAUAAAUCACAACAAAUUAAAAUUUUUAAAUUAAUCUUGAUUCAUCUUUUACAGGAAAUACUAUAGCAUCAUUUCUAGGACUCUAAUAAUUUGACUUGUCCUAAUAUAAAGCUUUAAGAUUAGAAUAUAAAAACUUUAAUUUUUAAAGUAAUUAAUUAUCUUUUUAAACUGCUAAUCUAGUUAUAAUAAAAUAAAUUCAAACGAUUUAAAAUAAUGUGUUUUAAGGUGUUAAGAUGGUUAAUAUGCAGCUAACUUUUAAACUACUUAAGUGUGUUCUCCUUGCAAUCCAAUUUGUAAAACUUGCUCAAGUUUAAACGUAUGUACUUCUUGCUAAUCAAAUUAAUUUGUAGAUACUUCUACUUAGUCCUGUAGCAACUGCGAUACAAGCUGCUUAACUUGUUAAAAUUCUUCUACAUAAUGCUUAAGUUGUCCUUAAGGUUUGUUUCUUUACAAUUAAAAGUGUUAUUCAAUUCAACCAUAAGGCACUUAUUGCGAUCAAAAUAAAAUAUGUUAAGAUUGUUAAAAAUCAUACUAAUGCAAUUUUUGUGAUAAUACAUUAUAAAUUUGCAUUAGUUGUAUUGAUUAAAAUUUAUAUUUUUUAAAUGGAGUUUGUUCUAAUUAAUAGCCACCAAACACAUACUGCAAUUUAUAAAAGAUAUGCCAAAAAUGUCCAGACUCAUGUAAUGGAUGCGAUUUAAAUUUAAAUUGUACAUAGUGCGCAAAUCUAUAAAAUUACUUUUAUUUUGGAAAGUGUCUUUAGUAAUAACCACAAAAUACCUAUUGUAGUGUAAAUUUUGGUUUUUAAAAAUUUUGCUAAAACUGUCAUCCUGCUUGUAGUUAAUGUUUUGGAAAAUAAUUAGAUCAGUGUUCGGCUUGCUAGUAGGGAUAUUAAUUAGUUGGUUCUUCUUGUCUUUGUUAACAAGGAUAUGGUUAUAGUACUAUUUCUUAAUAAUGUGAAGCUUGCUAAAUUAGUGGAUGUAUUCAAUGUAGUAAGAGUUUAAAUUAAUGCGAUAUGUGUUAAGUGUAAUUUUAAUUAGACUAAACAACAGGUAAAUGCUACUGCUCUAACCCUUAAUAGUAUUAUUCAACUGAAUUAUAAUAAUGCUUUUAAAAUAAUAUUCAUUUCUGUAAAGUCUCAUCCAAAUUUUAAAAUACUUGUGAAUAAUGUCAAGAUGGAUAUUACAAUUAUAAUAAAUUUCUUUGUAGCUAUUGCGGAAAAUCGAAAUAUACAGACUCCCAAAAUUAAUGUAAUAAUGAUUGCUAACCUUAGUGUAUAAUAUGCUCAAAUAAAUCAACAUGCCUUCUCUUUUAAGAUGAAGUAAAUUCUAAUACUAAUGGAAAUUUGCCAAUUAAUCCAAACUAAAAUAUUUGCCAUUAUAGUUGUGGUUUGUGCAAUGGAAGUGAGUAAUCUAAUUGCCUAACUUGCAGCUCAUAAACAAGAGUUUAUGAUAUCUAAUAGCAAACAUGUAAUUGUAAAAGUGGUAGAUUUGAUAAAGGGGAUGCUGAAUGUUAGGCAGCUUUUGACUUUUAAUAAAACUAUCUUUGGAUAUUAUAAACUAUCUUUGUAACAUUUUUAAUCACCUAAUCUUCCUUAGUGUUUUCCAGUUAAUUUAGGAAAGCAAAUUUGA